Gamsiella multidivaricata is the source of this 1809-nucleotide messenger RNA. RefSeq names its product glycosyl transferase. Gene Ontology annotation, biological process: N-acetylglucosamine metabolic process; protein N-linked glycosylation. The transcript has 2 exons. Gene Ontology annotation, cellular component: membrane. Bases 311 to 1420 code for a protein of 369 amino acids. Lineage: Eukaryota; Fungi; Mortierellomycota; Mortierellomycetes; Mortierellales; Mortierellaceae. The record is from RefSeq and is a predicted model, not a curated record. Gene Ontology annotation, molecular function: beta-1,4-mannosylglycoprotein 4-beta-N-acetylglucosaminyltransferase activity.
AGUUUUCCUUCGCUUCCUUUUUUUUUUAUUUUUUUUUAUCUCUUUUAGGGUUCCUGACCGCCUUCAAGAACCGACAAUCCAUCCUUCCUUCCCCCCUCACCCCGCCUUCCUGUCUUCUUUUCCUUCUUUCCUUCGUCCCUUUCUCCCUUUCUCCUCUUCUUCCCCCUCUCCCUUCCCCGCUCCCUUCCCCUCCUUCGCACGAAAGCACGCUCUUGUGCUGGACUCUUUUGCUGCUGCCCCUGUACAUUCAUGUCCCUCCUGCCUUAGCUUCCUUCCGCUAUCCCUCCCAGAUAAACAGCCCAUCACCAUCAUGGCCGCCCGUAUCUUCCGCCGUCGAUCCCACCUGCUUAUCCUGCUUAGUUCCGCAGUCUUCCUCAUCUUCAUCACCUUCAACGUCUUCCCCUAUCUCUUCAUCGAUAUCGGCUAUCUGUCGCGCCCGCUCUGGGACAAACCCCAAUGGGAUUUUGACCAGACCAUCGUCCACAAUUACGCCGAAGGCAUGUCCAUGAAGGAGCGCUGUGAAGCUCAUGGAUGGACCCUGCCUGCGCAAGAUAUCUCCACCAACCAGAACAAGGUCUACGACGCCAUCAUCUUCAGCGUGGAACUGGACAUGCUUGAGAUCCGGAUGCGGGAGCUGUGGGACGUUGUCGACAAGUUUGUGAUCCUCGAGUCCAAUGCGACCUUCACGGGCCUGCCCAAGGAGCGGGUCUUCCAAAUGAACAGGGAGCGUUUCGCAUUUGCAGAAUCCAAGAUCAUGUACAAGUUCUUGCCGCUCUACCCGCUUGAGAAGGGAGAGUCGCCUUGGGUCAACGAGGGCAGGACCAGGAACGGGAUGACAACCUUCUUGCUCGAGGUCGGUGUGCAGCAGGGAGAUCUGGUAACCUUUUCAGACGUGGACGAGAUCAUCAGUCGACACACUAUUGAGCUGCUUAAGGCGUGCGAAGGGGUGCCUCAGUCGCUCCAUCUGCAAACCAGGAACUACCUGUACAGCUACGAGUUCCCUCUUGGAGACGAGGGCAUGUGGCGGACGAGCAUCCACAAGUGGGUGCCUGACAUCUCUUAUUAUACCCACCAACAAACAUCCAAGUUUCUCCUCACCGAUGCAGGUUGGCAUUGUUCCUUCUGCUUCCGCACCAUCAAAGAAUUCCAAUUCAAAAUGGAAGCGUACUCUCACUCGGACAGGGUCCGGUACAGCUAUCUGAAGGAGCCCACAUGGAUUCAGCAGGCAAUCUGCGAAGGCAAGGAUCUGUUUGGCAUGUUUCCUGAGGCGUACUCCUUCAAGGAGCUCUUUACCCGACUGGGUUCCAUCCCCAAAUCAACAUCGGCUGUGGGGUUGCCUCGAUAUGUGCUCGAGAACCGACAGAGAUUCAAGUUCUUGCUUCCUGGAGGAUGCCAGCGUGAGGGGCCACUUCAUACCUAGGCAAUUGUGUAUCCCACCAUUGUAAAAUAUAAUAAUAAUAAUAAUAAAGUCUGCUUUUCCAAGUGUGUGGUGGGUGACACAGGAACGGGGAAACAUUUUUGUCUUCCCAUUCCAACCCAUACCAACCGGUAUCAGCUAACAUGAACUGUACAAAGCCUGAGACAGAAAUCGCUCAAACCGGCACGCUCCGUCGUUCCCAUCAACAUCACUACUCUCCUUGGAGUGUCAGUCCCGGCUACCCUUGGGACGACUUUUGGAUUAUUGCGAAGAAUGCUACGCUAGCUUAAUGAAGCCUGUGCCAGAAAUAAAACUCAAAGCUGUGUCUUUGUGCGCGCCGUAGCAACGAAACAUGAUAAACAUCCCAUGCGUGAUGAAAGGAGACUGUUAAG